Messenger RNA from Eimeria maxima, 1329 nucleotides. RefSeq lists its product as hypothetical. The transcript has 7 exons. The record is from RefSeq and is a predicted model, not a curated record. Bases 1 to 1329 code for a protein of 442 amino acids. NCBI's taxonomy places the organism in Eukaryota, Apicomplexa, Conoidasida, Eucoccidiorida, Eimeriidae.
AUGGCUCAAAAGAUUGACCGUAGGGGAUCCCCGCAACCAGGGGCCACUCCAGAGGCUUCUAAUGAUCAUUCAGAAGAUGAGGAGUUGUGUGAAAUGGUGGCGCUGUCCCCAGCGGGCCGUUGCGCCACCAUGUGCAUUUUUGGGUGUAUAUCCCUCAUGGGUUGCCGUUCUUCUGUAGUGCGCCGUCUGUCAUUUUAUCCUCCCUUUCCCGCGGGUUAUUCGCUGCAAGGAGAUCAGCUGUACAUACAGGAGGCUUUCCACGGGGCCUCUGGAGGCCGCGGCUUCCGUGCUGCAGGGACAGAACAGCUGGUGCAGCGGCCCCCACCCCGAGAGGGCCAAGAAAGCAUUCAGAAGCUCCUGCUUAGAAGUCGUCUGCCUGAACAGGUUAUCGUUUGCCGCAUUCCCAGGGGCAGGAAAAAGCAUCUCGCAGCAGUCCUGCUACUGACUGCACCAGCGCCAGAAGCAGCAGCAGCAGCAGCAGCAGCAGCAGCAGCAGGUGGAGGCAGCGCUAGCCAAGGGGACAACGACGCACAAAGUAUUGCACAGAGACUUAGCAGCAAACAACUCAUUAUCUUUUCGCAUGGAAACAGCACUGAUAUCGGACACAUGUGCCAAGUGAACGUCUUGGCCUAUGACUACUCGGGCUAUGGUUGGAGCGACGGGAAGGCGACGGAGGCUGCGCUCUACGCGGACAUUCGCCGUGUUGUUGCUUUCGCUGUCAACGAGCUCAAAGUGCCCCCCUACAAGAUCAUUCUAUAUGGACACAGCGUCGGUUCAGGGCCGAGCUGCGAUUUCGUCUCCAAGAGAAAACAGAAACCCUUGGGUGGCAUUAUCCUUCAUUCCUCGAUUGCUUCAGGUCUGCGUCUCUUCAUCAACAACAUUGACAAGGCUCCUUGGUUCGAUGCAUUUCAAAAUGCGGAGAAACUGAAGAAAGUUCACGACGUCCCGAUGCUCCUCAUCCACGGCCGCCUCGAUAGACAGGUGCCUUUUUCGCACUCGCUGAAGCUGGAGGCAUCCUGCCGGGAGGCAGACGCCCGCUUUGAGCAGCAGCAGCAGCAAGCUAGCCGCAGCCGGUGCUGGUUGGGGCCGUUCCUGCUGAGCCCCCGGUCAGAGCCUCCCGAAGAAAGAGCGGCAGAGCUGCAGAGGCAUCGUGUGCAGACGUGGUGGGUGCCGGACGCAGACCACAACGACGUCGAGCACAAGGCAGGGCCUGUCAGUGCUGUAAGAUUUAUCGCUUUUCGCAAAGGGUAUAGGGUUCACGGUAGAGAUUGGAAGGGUUGGUUAAGGGGUGAGGAGGCGCGGAAGGCUCAGGAGAGCGCUUAUGUCUAG